AUGGAGUUAGCUCAGCCAUCGGUGGCAGCCAUGAGACCAACUGAACUAUGGGAGGCAGCCAUGGGACCAGUUGAACUAUGGGAGGCAGCCAUGGGACCAGUUGAACUAUGGGAGGCAGCCAUGGGACCAGUUGAACUAUGGGAGGCAGCCAUGAGACCAGCUGAACUAUGGGAGGCAGCCAUGGGACCAGUUGAACUAUGGGAGGCAGCCAUGAGACCAACUGAACUAUGGGAGGCAGCCAUGAGACCAACUGAACUAUGGGAGGCAGCCAUGAGACCAGUUGAACUAUGGGAGGCAGCCAUGGGACCAGUUGAACUAUGGGAGGCAGCCAUGGGACCAGUUGAACUAUGGGAGGCAGCCAUGGGACCAGUUGAACUAUGGGAGGCAGCCAUGAGACCAACUGAACUAUGGGAGGCAGCCAUGAGACCAGCUGAACUAUGGGAGGCAGCCAUGGGACCAGUUGAACUAUGGGAGGCAGCCAUGGGACCAACUGAACUAUGGGAGGCAGCCAUGGGACCAACUGAACUAUGGGAGGCAGCCAUGGGACCAACUGAACUAUGGGAGGCAGCCAUGAGACCAACUGAACUAUAG
Procambarus clarkii (red swamp crayfish) is the source of this 591-nucleotide messenger RNA. NCBI's taxonomy places the organism in Eukaryota, Metazoa, Arthropoda, Malacostraca, Decapoda, Cambaridae. The record is from RefSeq and is a predicted model, not a curated record.